GCGUUCCCAGUUACUAGUACGACUGUCCCGUUGUAUCGCCUCGAUCUGAGAUGAGCUUCAUCACAUAUCUAGAUGUCUCCCUCACCAGGCCAGGGUCCGAAUCCGAAGUGAGGCAGACAGGUAGCUUCAGGAUCCGGGCAUGGCUUGCGCCUAUCUGCAUACGCCCAUGUCAGUGACGCCGUGUCCUCGAUUCUCCACGCCUCCGUCUACGUGCAGAUCAUGCACAUGACGAUACCCCGGGAGUUUUGGGGAUGCUUACAACUUGGAAAUCAAGUGCACCCUGGGCGAAAGUUUGGGUUGGGCCGGGCAGCAAAACCCAAAAUACAACCAUCCUUACGUCCUAAAUUCAAGUGAUAUGGCUCUUUGACUCGCCGCUGUCCUACGGAUAUCUGUGUUGAUCCGCAUCGUGUAUCGAAUAGAGUUCCUCCUGCCACACCUUCUUGGACUUGCGGCCAGGCCCUUCGAUCUGGGAUUAUGAUUCGGAUCAGACCUCUUAUGGCGCGGCUGCGAUCCGUGCUGUUCAAGAUCUUCAUCUUGGGGACAGAGUGGCCUGUUCAGUUGCACGUUGUCCCAUCCAGAGAAACGACGAGGCUCUCGCUCAUUAGCAUCGCCGAUUGGCGCAGGUCAUUCUGCGGUCGGGUUCUCACGUCCUACUGGACUCUCCCUGCAAAGCUGUGUGGAUCAUCCUUCUCCCUCCUCCUUUGAGUACUGGUCUUUACCACCUGGGCGCAAGUUGGGGUGGCAUAAUAGAGCCGGGAAACAACCCCAUGGAAUUUGGGUCGAUAGUACUUGACGGAUUUCUGGGCCUUGGUGGCGUCUGCGUGCAAUGGGCUGCAGGCGCUUAUGCAGGAGAGAAAGCCUUGUUGGAAUCGCGCUCACAUGAAUGGACGGAGGUUCAAGGAGGAAAAGUAACAAGGUGCAGCGCAUGCUUGCUGGCAGUAUCAUUCUGCGCGCCCCGUGCAAUCGCUCACCGCUGACUGCGGGUGUUGCUAGUGGUGAUCUGUUGGUUUCUGCUAGAGUCACGACCUGUACUGUCACAGCUGUGACAGGAUCAGAAUGUCAGCAGGAUGUCAUCAACUUGAAGUUCAGGUUGAGGCAGCUCGUGCCCAGUGUAGCCCGAGUCUGCACGAUGCGACCUGCACGCCAGCUGCGUCCAACUGAACGAGUGCCAGUCCCUUCAGCCUUGAGCGCAGCUGGUGCUAAUGCUUGAGACCGAGUCCCAUGUCAUCAUUUACCAAGUGUCU
Molecule: messenger RNA, 1244 nt
Organism: Exophiala dermatitidis NIH/UT8656
Lineage: Eukaryota; Fungi; Ascomycota; Eurotiomycetes; Chaetothyriales; Herpotrichiellaceae
Exons: 1
Coding region: 884-1210 (108 amino acids)
Source: RefSeq, a predicted model, not a curated record